CGGCUUUAGACCCUGGCUUUAAGACCGACAGUCAACGUCACCCGAAAUUCAGUACUCGGGACACAACUAUAAAAAGCCCUGAGUAGCCAUCGGUAAAGACCAACUCGUCAAGCAAUCUCACUUAUCAAUUGAUAAACAUACCCAAACGACAAAAUGGCCGGCCCAUACAACGCGUCUACAACAGCCGAAGAGCUUGUCAAAAUCCUCGCUGCCGAGAUCAAGGGCAAGGCGAUUCUUACCACCGGUCCAUCGCCAGCCAGCAUCGGUGCAACAUUCGUGGAAACCGUCGCUCGCGCCCAGCCGGCCCUGUUGAUUCUGGCCGGCCGAAGCACGAGUAAGCUCCAGCAAACAGCCGACGCAAUCACCAAGGAAAAUCCGUCCGUUCCAGUCCGUCUAUUGCAGCUUGAUUUGGGCUCAUUGGCUGCGGUCCGCAAAGCAGCUUCUGAAGUCAACAGCUGGACCGAUGUUCCUCACAUCGAUGUUCUUGUGAACAACGCAGGCAUUAUGGCCACCGACUUUGCCCUAAGUCCCGAAGGUUAUGAGAGCCAGUUCGCGACGAACCAUCUCGGCCACUUCCUCUUCACAAAUCUGAUUAUAGAAAAGGUCCUCGCCGCUUCGUCGCCUCGCAUUGUCAACGUCAGCAGCGAUGGGCACCGACUCAGCCCUAUCCGCUGGGCCGAUACCAACUUCCGGGAAGGGGAGACGUAUAACAGAUGGUCCGCAUACGGGCAGUCCAAAACUGCCAACAUGCUAAUGGCCGUAUAUCUGGCGGAGAAGCUCGGGCCGAAGGGGUUGCUUGCUUAUAGCCUGCACCCUGGUGUUAUCAUCACGACCGGCCUCACACGUGGCGUCCCUUUCGAGGAGAUGGCUCCUGAGCUGAUCGCGCUCGACCGAGCUCUGGGCAACGAACAAGGCUGGCGUGAGGACAUCCCGAUGAAAACAUCCCAACAAGGAGCAGCAACAACAGUGUAUGCUGCUUUUGAGCCUAUUUUGCGAGAGUUCAAUGGCAAACAUUUGGAUGACUGCCAUGUGGCGGAUCCGUGGGUCGACACGGUGAAGCCGUGGGCUACUGAUAAGGUUGAGGCCGAGAGGCUCUGGAAGCUUAGCGAGAGGUUGGUUGGACAGGAGUUCAAUCGUUGA
This is a messenger RNA of Aspergillus calidoustus, 1140 nucleotides long. The record is from the annotation of a GenBank genome assembly. NCBI's taxonomy places the organism in Eukaryota, Fungi, Ascomycota, Eurotiomycetes, Eurotiales, Aspergillaceae.